Molecule: messenger RNA, 1984 nt
Organism: Malaya genurostris
Lineage: Eukaryota; Metazoa; Arthropoda; Insecta; Diptera; Culicidae
Product: probable cytochrome P450 9f2
Exons: 3
Coding region: 220-1848 (542 amino acids)
Molecular function (GO): iron ion binding; monooxygenase activity; oxidoreductase activity, acting on paired donors, with incorporation or reduction of molecular oxygen
Source: RefSeq, a predicted model, not a curated record
CCAAAUAUGCCUCUACGUCCAAAACAAGUACCAGAUAGCGGACCACCCUCCGAAUAUAAAAGCUCGCACUUCAAAAGCCGGUAUCAGUUAUAGUGAGGCGAUGAUUCAGUUCUGUGAAAACAGUAUUUCUUUGGAAGGCCAGCAGUGAAAACGCACACCUGGAACUUGUGGUGAACAGCACGAAAUAAUUGAACAAAUAAAAAAACGAAGUUGAUUGAGAUGUUGGAACUUAGCGUACUAACGGUGACGGUGUGCGUCACUUUAGCCAUUUUGAUCCAUCGCUAUGUUACCAGGAACUACUACUACUUCGCGGAUAAACCGAUUCCAUUUUUGAGACCGGUGUUUGGACUCGGAAGUGCCGGACCGUUGGUGUUUAAAAAAAGAAAUAUUUUCGAACACUUCAAGUUGCUCUAUGAGAGCUUUCCCGAUGCUAAAGUUUUCGGUUUCUUCAGUAUGUCGGAUCCGUUCUACAUGAUUCGCGAUCCAGAACUGAUUAAACGGAUUACUGUUAAGGAUUUCGACCAUUUUGUCGAUCACACCACCCUUUCUGUUGAUCAGGAGCUGGACAAUCCACAUAUGCUGGCCACGAACACGUUGGUUGCACUGCGCGGAAACAAGUGGCGCGAUAUGCGAGCGACACUCAGUCCGGCUUUUACCGGAAGCAAAAUGCGACAGAUGUUUGCACUUAUUGUCGAGUGCGGGCAGAGUAUAGUGCACUAUUACCAGGAACGGAGCCGAUUGGAUGGACCUCAAGUGUUAGAGAUGAAGGAGUUGUUUUCCCGUUUUGCAAACGAUGUGAUUGCGACGACUGCUUUCGGAAUUAAGGUGGAUUCGUUCAAUGAGAAGGACAACGUUUUCUACACGUUCGGGCAAUCUAUCAGCAAUCCGACGGGAAUUUCGCAAUCAUUGAAACUCAUUGGAUAUACUUUGUUUCCUAAGUUGAUGCUGAAGUUGAAUAUUGACUUUUUAAGCUCUGAGCAUGACAAAUUUUUUCGUGGUAUGAUAUCCAAUACCAUGAAAACACGAGAGAUGCAAAAUAUUUUUCGACCUGACAUGAUUGAGUUGUUGAUGCAGGCAAAAAAGGGUAACUUGAAACAUCAGCCUGAUGAGCAGAGAGAAGAACAGCUUGAGGGCUUUGCUAUGGUGGAAGAGUCUCAAGUGGGUAAAAGAAAUCACAAUCGUGUCUGGACCGAUAACGAAUUGAUAGCUCAAGCUUUUAUAUUCUUUAUCGCUGGAUUUGAGACGGUAUCAUUGACCCUUUCUUUAUUGGCGUACGAACUAACGAGAAACGUUGAUGUACAGGCCAAGCUACAUGAAGAGAUACUUAGGAUACAACGCGAACUCGAUGGGAAACCCUUAACUUAUGAAGUGCUGCAAGGAAUGAAAUACCUUGAUAUGGUAAUAUCGGAAACGCUCCGCAUGUGGCCAAUAGGAACAUUGAUUGAACGAAUGUGCUUGAAGGAUUAUGUGCUUGAUGACGGCCAGGGUAAUAGAAUUACCAUCGAGAGAGGAAGAACUGUAAUGGUUAGUGUAAUUGGCCUUCACCAUGAUCCAAAGUAUUUUCCAGAACCAGAGCGGUUCAAUCCGGAGCGUUUUAGCGAGAAGAACAGUGAUACAAUUAUACCUAAUACGUAUCUACCGUUUGGAAUUGGCCCAAGGAAUUGCAUUGGUUCUCGCUUUGCUCUUAUGGAAAUGAAGUUUAUCGUAUAUUAUCUGCUGUUGAACUUUAGCUUUGAGGUGCACGAGAAGACACAGAUACCGCUCAAGUUCGAGAAGUCUCCAACUAGACUCAAACCGGAAAAAGGAGUAUGGGUCAAGUUCAAGCCAAGAAGUGAAAGUAUGGUAUAGGACUGGUAUUGGAGUGUCCUAUACGAAUACUCUGUACUUAUCCUGUGUUACAUACCCAUGUCAAAUACUUUAACAGUCAAUUUAGGGCAAAGGAAGCGUGUAAAAACAAAAUACAACAUUCAACGUGAUUAUAGAA